AUGGAACUUUUAGCAGCUAUUAACGAAAAGGAAAACACCCUGAAGCAAACUGACCGUAAUGAUCUUGAAUCAUUCUUCUACGUUGUCAUAGUCGGCUGUUUGAGCUAUGGUUGUAAAACAGCCUCAGACCAUCUGUAUCACUGGUCUGAGGCUAACACUAUUGCUUGCCCUAACGCGAAGGAAAAUUAUAUCAUAAUUCGAUUUCAAAGUAAAAUAAUCGAUUACUUCACACCCGUGUUUGAACGUGUUCAGGAUCUGGCAUGGGGUCUUCGCGAAAUACUCUUUGAAGAUAAAUCAGUGGGAUACGGGACACCGGAAGUACCCAAUGUGUUAGAUGAUACUGUAAUUCGUGUCUUGGAUGACACUAUCAAGAAACUUGAAGGUGAGAAAGUUUUCAAUUAA
This is a messenger RNA of Blumeria graminis f. sp. triticale, 402 nucleotides long. The record is from the annotation of a GenBank genome assembly. Lineage: Eukaryota; Fungi; Ascomycota; Leotiomycetes; Helotiales; Erysiphaceae.